AUGUCAACAACUUUCGCGUACAAUUCAUCAAACCAAAACAUAUCACACGAAGAUGUUUGCAUUACAGCCUUUGGGGCGUUUUACAGUAACAAAGAUAUCGCGAAGAUAAUAUUUUACGCCGUUAUUAUGGCCUUAAUAUUAUCUGUAAAUUCUAUUUUAAUCCGAGCUUUGUUAAAGAAGAAACGCACGAGGAUUGAUGUUUAUUUUUUAAUUCUUAGUGUAUCAGAUCUUUUUGUUGGCUUGUUAAGUGUACCAGCCGAGAUUAUUAUUCAUAUUGGAUUAAGUGUGGAGACUCUAUGUCUAAUAUCGCCGUAUUUUAAUACUUUUAUGGUCUUUCCUUAUUCGUUUUCAUCUGCAAUGACAAUGAUUAUAUCCACGGAUAGAUGUGUCCUGGUUACAAAUCCAAAUUUUCAUUCUAAAUUUGGUCAACGUUUUCUGACGUACUUUAUUCCAUUUGCAUUCGUUUUUUCUGCAACAAUUAGUUUUCUUAAUGGUCCUUUUGACGACAAGAAUAAAAACAAGCUUGUAAAAAGCGCUGAAGAAAAUGAUUUUAAAAAUAAUUGGACAAUCGUUCCUUUAGUGGUAAUUGCAUGUGAAUUAGUAAUAACUAUUUUAGUGACUGCGUCUCAAAUUUAUCUAGUUUGUUACGUUACAAACCGGCUAUCAAAAAUGAAAAACAAUCGCCAGUCUGAAGUUGACUACAAUAAAAGAAUGUCUUUAACUGUUGCAAUCAUGUUUGCUUGUAGUAUUGCAUGCAACGUACCUCACACGAUAACAUAUUGUUUGUUCAUUAUCAGAAAACACGAUUUGAAAACACAUUUAUACACGACCAGUUUAUUGCACUGGGCUAAUAUGACAAUAUAUUCAAGUUGUUUCUUAAACGCUCUGAUUAUAUUAGGAAGAAGUACGAAAUUGAGGAAACGAUGUUUCACAUAA
Messenger RNA from Hydractinia symbiolongicarpus, 936 nucleotides. Its product is annotated as mas-related G-protein coupled receptor member A-like. The record is from RefSeq and is a predicted model, not a curated record. Gene Ontology annotation, biological process: G protein-coupled receptor signaling pathway. Lineage: Eukaryota; Metazoa; Cnidaria; Hydrozoa; Anthoathecata; Hydractiniidae. Gene Ontology annotation, cellular component: membrane. The coding region runs from base 1 to 936 and encodes 311 amino acids. Gene Ontology annotation, molecular function: G protein-coupled receptor activity. The transcript has a single exon.